AUGUUGGGCGCCCCCACCAGCACGCCGUUGAAAGAGGAGCCGCCGGUGGCGCUGUUCUACAUCGAGGGCCGGUCGGAUAACAUCCAGAAAGCGCUCGAGGGUUUAGCGCGCUAUCGCCAGUGCCACAUCGAGUGCGUUGAGAUCACAGAACACGUGUUUCAGCAGAUUCGUUGGUCGCGAAGUACUGACAUUUAGUACAACCGUUUGAGGCCGUUUCUAGAAUAAAGAAAAAUUUAGAAUCUGCUAGAAUCACAUAUGGAUUGUUCUGUGCGUGGUUGUGUUUCAUCGCGGACUUGUAAAAUUCUGCCGUGAAUCAUUCUGCUGUUCGACGAAAGAAACAAGUUUAUUGUUUAAAAUAUCACCUCAAUCAGUGUCGAACCCGCCGGGGUUUCUGGCCCAAGUGGUUUCGGAGAGCGGUAUCGCCCAGGCGCUUUUGCUGACGCAGGAAGGCACGCGGGCGAGGCGAAUCCAGCUGAAGGGCACGCGCGACGAGUUGGACCGAGCGCACAAGUUUAUCAAAAAGUCCCUGCCGGAAUUCACUGGCCCCUCGGAACAUGCGAGUUCCGGAACGAGCGCCGCGCCUGCCUGGGUGGCGGCUGCACCGCCGGCACCACAAACCGGUUCGUACCGUGGCUGGAAUAAUGGGGGACACCACCACAACCAAAUGCACUACAACACCGGAUCUGCUGGAGCGAAUAAGGCAGGGCAACUUGUGCAGUAUCACCAAGGUGCAGCUCCGUGGUCUUCUAGUUCGAGUGGGACCAGCACGACGACCAAGCAACCUACGGCUCGGUCGUCCUCGCUCUCGAAAGUAGACGACGCUGGUGCGAACAAGCUUCUCUCUUCCGCUGCCAGUGUUCCCAACAACAAACCCUUCAGUUUCCCAGCGCCCCCACCCGCGGUUCCCACCGCGGCGCCGAGUAGUUGGGGCAACAGCGAGCGCGAACACUACUGGCUUUCCUUGACGCAUACAUGGAGCGGGCACACGGCGCGGCUCUCGCUCUACAAGAAUCGCUCGUCGCCGCAUCGUAUCAACUGUAAAAAUGUCUGGGUCUGGAAGAACCUAAACUUGUGAUGCUGUCUCUGGAUUCGAAAAAGAUUUGUAUUGCAUGACCAGUAAGAGGAGUAGUUUUGUGCUCCGCGGAGAUGGCAUUUGUCAUGCGGAAUAGGCAUGAGGAAGCGCUCCAAAAAUCUGUGAUGCUACGGCAUGCAUCACAGACAUCAUGGGUCAUGGAAAAUAUGCAUGACAAAUCUAGAAAUCUUCCAGACCCAGACAUUUUUACAUUUGAUACAUCGGCUCUCCGCAGCAGCCGCGAGAGCAGCCAUGAACGGAGGAACAGCUUCGGGCUCGUUCUACGAACAACCUGGUAGUAGUGCCUUGUACGACAGGCACAACGUUGCAGGUGCCCACGAAAACCAAUACUAUGACUUGCGGAGCAGCGCGCCGACUACAAAGGACUACCCGGCUAGUAAGCAACAAGCGGACCCCCUCCCGUCGAAGCGGAACAGCUCGCUACCGGUCCCGCCUCCGCCGCCGCUGCGGCGCCAGCUGCGGGACCAGAGCUUUUCGUCGUUCGCCGAUGUGGAGGAGUACGAUCCGCGGCAGUCAUCCUACGCAGACUUCGCGAAGAAACACUCGUCGUGCAGCUACUCCUCCUUCGCGUCGGCCGACUCCGGCCCGGCUUCGGCGGGCUACCACGAGUUCGUGGAAGGUGUCUCCUGGCACCCUACCAGGGGUGCGAGUCAGCAGAGUGGAACUUCUGCGGAGCAGGAAGCGGCGGAGGCGGCGUGGAAAAGUACGCUGGGUGGAGGAGCAGUUGGACCUUCCUCAGGCACUUCAGGGAACAAUCCAAAUUCAGGCAGUACAAAUGAGAAUGCACUGUGGAACAAUUACUGGGCCCCCCCGGGGGAGCUCCAUCGGCACUUCGAAGAGAUACCGGAGGAGGACGAAAACGAUCAGACCCCCGCAAUUCUGUAUGAAAACACCGCAGAAAACACGCCGCAGAACAUCCACGAGAUCGCUGCCUUCAAUCUUCAAAAGGCCACUACGGGACACUUGUUCCCCGGGGUUUUUGCAGCGGCCCCACCCCCGCCACCCAUCGCGGACGGCGUCGAACUGCCACCGUUUGACCAGCUUACUCCAGAGGAACAAGACGGGAUCAUUCGGGAAAUCUCGGGCAUGCAGGGGGUCAUUCCCGGAACGUCGGAGAUGUUCGACACGCGACUGUUCCGCAUGCUGGCAGAUGUUGGAAGUGGUCGCAAUAAAUCAUCUUCCGGAAGAUUAGAGCGGCAAACCUCGUCCCAGAAAAAUGCGAAGAAAGAGCAGCAGGACACGCUGCAACUGCUGGUCUCCGAGACGGGCGAGGCGAUGUCGGGCACCGGAGCCAUGAUUCCGGCGCCGCCGCCAGAUUCCGUGAUUCCCGCCGACCACCAGCUGCAUCAGCCCGAACUUCCUUUGAACGCACUGGCGGUGACCGACAACGAGUCCAACUCGCUGCAGAUGGCGUCCCGCACGGGUUCCCGAAAUGCACACUUUCAUAUUCCAGGAGACGGGACCGGUACGGGCACGCACCGGAGCUUCCACACCGGCGGCGACUCGUUCUACCAGAGCCCCGAGCACGCGGCGCUGCUGUUUGACCAGACGCCGACUUAUCAACUGGACGGAGCCGGGGCGCAGCUGCUGGGUGCUGGAGGACCUGCGGGAACAGCAAGCAGUGCGAACUUGUCGCUGGAUCUCUCCAGUCUGGCGGCGCUCGCUUCGACCAGCUACGGCCAGAGUCUGAACAGUUUAAACCUGGGUUUCCCGGGCGCCGGCGGCGCGAUACCCGGGAUGACACAGCUCCUGCCGCAUCCUCUGGCCGGGGCGGUGCAGCCGGUCGGUCUUGGGCCUUCGUCCUCCGCGUUCGUGACUCCGGCCAGCACGAUGCUGCAGCACGGCAUAUCAAGUGUAAAAAUGUCUGGAUCUGGAAACUUGUGAUGCUGUGUGGCAUAUCAUGAGGAGGCCACAAUUGCUGGCUCAGCAUGACAAGUUUCUGAGCUUCUAGGUGUUGCCUAUUCUGCAUGACAAACUACGUUUCUGCAUGACAGAAAAGUCGGGCUCUUUGGUAAUGUGCAUGACAGAUUUAAGAGUCAUGCCAGACAAGCGUGACAAACUUGCAUUCUUCCAGACCCAGACAUUUUUACAUUUGAUACGGCAUGAUGUUCAACAACUGGGCCGCCGCACCGGGUGGCGUUCCGCCCACUGUACAGCCCGUCGGCACCGCGCCAGGAACGGAGCAGCAGCCCUUUGUGCCCUUUUUCCAGUCGUCGCACUCGCUCCAGCGAUACAGCAACGCGCAGUUUUCAUGGCUGGAAGAGCUGCUCGCCCGGUACCCGUCCCGCGCCAUGUUGUUCCUCCGCGGGGCCGAGCCCUCGGGGGACUGUCUUAACGCAAUCGUCUACCUGUUGCUCGCGCUGCCGCCCUUCGUCAAGCUCGUCACUGGUCUCUGGGCUGCGCAGAGCUACGCAAAACUGUCGGGGGGCGCGGAGACAAGUUUGACUCUUUUUUGAUCAGUCGGACGCGUUGCGGUGUGAUCGUUGUGAUUGAUAUCUAGUAUCUGCACUAGGAAGUACAAGUAGUAGUGCCAGCGCUACAGUGCAAGGAUUGUUCGAGGAGCUCCGUUUUCUACAAGAGCGAAAACCUUUGCAGAUACUUCUGCGAGCGCGAUCACGGCCCUAGUCAAGGCUUUCGAGUAUUUUACAGACACCAAUCCGCCCGCGUGCAUGGACCUGAAAAGCGUAUUCGCGGACGUGCUUGCGCUGUGGAAAGCCGGGCAGAAUGAACCGACAGAGGAGCAAGGUACAACUGAGUACUUGUUAAUUUUGGGGCGCUUAUUGCUUUCUGCUUCCUAGGCUUGGGCUUCCUCACUUUUAUUUGCUGAAGAUGAGAAGUCUCGUCCUCGUUAUAUGUCGUAAUUGGAACAAAUUAACAGACCUCGGCGAGGAUGGCCAAAAGUCUUCCCAAUCCUCUGCGCGCACCAUCGUCGGGCCAGAGGAGCGUGGCUUGCUUGCGAAGAAGAGCGACAACGGCGAGGAAAACGCAGAGGAGGAAGCAAUGGCGGACACACCGUCCAGCGCAACGAAUAUGCGAUUUCUGAGCUUUCUCUUGGACCGGUUACAUCAGGAAUGCGGCAGCUGCGCACACCAGGGUCUCGCUGGUGCGCCGCAGCACCAGGCACCCUCGAGCUUUUUGGAGCAAGACCUGCAAGCGACGGAGCACGCCAUUCACAGCCUUUUCGGGGUUGUGUGCCCCUCCGGUCGGUCCUUUCUCGGGUUGAACAUCUUUGUCCCCACCAUGAACCACGUCACGAACCGCAGUUUUGCAGUUCCCUUCGAACGCUUGCUGCGCCUCGAGAUGGGCAUGGGUGAGGAAGAGGAAGUACUCCAGGCGCCGGCCAUGUAUGGGAGUGUCAGGAUUGAAAUAAUUGUCAAAGUUGAAUAUAGUUUGUCAUGCAUAAAAUGCGACACAGAGACUGACUCUAUUGCAGAGGACGCAAGGGAGGCUGAUUCUAGUGCUGGUAAGGGUCAAGAAUUGGGUUGCUGACUAGCAUGACAGGGAGGAGUCAUCUUGCCCUAAAUAGCAUGACAGACUUGCUUCAGAGGCCAGGAAAAUUUGUCAUGCGCCGAUUGGAAAGUGUGGGUCCAACUGGUAUGGAUUUUAUGCAUUGCAAAUUAUUUCAACUUUGUUAAUUUCAAUCCUGACAGUUCCAUACCAUGCUUGUGGCCAGUAUCCACCGAGAAAAUCAAGGAGAUCGUAAUUUUAGUUUUGCACUUUAUUGUGGCGUUUAUUUCCACUUGCACAUGAGCAGCAGCCAGCAGGGAGCGUCGUAAAAACAAUCAUCAAAAUUAUCCCGAUUUAGUUUUAUCAGUCUACUACUAUCAGGUGUUGCUUACGGUACGUACGUACAACUGCCGGAGCAGCUGGGGAGCGCCGUGCGGUACGAUUUGUGCGCUGUGUUGGUCGCGGAAGAGGAAGUUGACCAGGUGCCCGCACAGCAGGAAAGUAUUACCUCCGGUUCGAAGGGCCAGCGGAGCGAGGACUCGGCGUACGACCAGGUUUCCGACAACUCCUCGCAGAAAGCGAACAGUCACAAGCGCGCGAAAAUCGAGCCUGGCAACUCUCUUGUGAUCAACCGGCCGUCCCCGAAGCAGGCGGAAGCCGGCGACGCGCCCACGCGGUCGACGAUGGCGGCGCACUCGUGCAAGAGCAAGAUUUAUCAAAUGCAAAAAUGUCUGGGUCUGGAAGAGUCAUGCUGUUUUUGCAUGACACAGAAGGUCUGGCAUGGAACGUCUAGCAUCACAGGUUUCGAGAAGCUUCCGCAAUGCCGAAUCCGCAUGACAAAUCCCCCACUUUGGUCACAGAAAGUGGGUAGCUUUUGCUACCUAUGCAUGAGAGAUUUUUCAGUGUUCUGAAAUGCGCAUCACGAGUUUGUAUUCUUCCAGACCCAGACAUAUUUGCAAUUUAUAAGAUUUCCGUAUCGACCACGACGGGGAGCCAGAAGACCGGCGGUCGCUGUGAGUUCCACAUCAGCCCGGGGAGCUCCAUCGGCCGCGAGCGCACGGGAAGCGGAGGGAACGUCAGUACCGGCAGCAGCAACCAGGGUGUAUCAAACGCAAAAAUGUCUGGGUCUGGAAGAAUGCAACUUGUAACGUGUAUUUCAGAACACAGAAAAGUCUCUUAUGCCUACGUAGCAAAAGCUGCCCACUUUCUGUCAGCAAAAUAGGGGACUUGUCAUGCGGAUUCGGCAUUGCGGAAGCUUCUCGAAACCUGUGAUGCUAGAGCUUCCAUGCCAGACCUUCUGCGUCAUGCAAAAACAGCACGACUCUUCCAGACCCAGACGUUUUUACAUUUGAUAGGGUGUCGCGCGGUACUACCACAGCCAAGCGGGGACGACGAACAACGCACCUACAGGGGAGCACGACCAGACCACUUCUUCCAACAAUCAGACCUCGAACUCAAACUCCACGUCCGCCGGAACUUCAUUUGACGGGUUGAGUCGCGCUGCACACCCGCUCUCGAUGUCCGUAGACACAGCGUUCCCGCGCGGCACUUCUAGUCGUGUAAACGACAGCACGAGUGUCGUUGUGGUGCGGCAAAACCAACACGGGAACAACCACGGGUCUAAUGCAAGCAGCGACUCGGGCGGAGAGACUGUUGAUGGUCGGAGGGAUCAUAAUACUUCCUCGUCCACCAGCAGUGUUGCGGCAAGCCUGGACGGCACGGGGUCCGAGGGGACGGCCGUUUCCGCGCCCGCGGUGUUGGACGAGACGCACAUGAAGGCUGGAUUGAUGGAUGCGGACCAGGAGUUGGUGAACUACUUGACGCUGCAGAAUUAUGGGAGUGUCAGGAUCGAAAUCGACAAAGUCGAAAAAUUUGCCAUGCGUAAAAUGUAGGGCACUGAAGGCCUGUAAUGGGGAGCAGGCAAAUGAGACCGAUUGUAAGCCUGUGUAGGGGUAUGCAAUGUGCUGCCAGCGUAGCAUGACAGGAGCAGUCCUCUUUGCCCAAACAGCAUCACAAACUGGAUUUUGGUGCUCCCGAAAUUUGUCAUGCGCCACUUGAAAGCUGGGGCUUCAACUGGUAUCGAUUUUGUGCAUCACAAAUGUUUCGCGUAUACUCAAGCCAUUGUUACCUCCCUAAAAUGAAAAAUAAGCCAACAAAUAGAUGACAGGCGGCCGCGCGUAUGGACACCCGAGCUCCCGCUCUCCCUCCGGUCCAGACGCGAUCCGAACUACGCUCGGCGGGACACCAAUUGCGUUCACUACCAAGAUGUGGAUGCCUCUCGGAGAGCUGGAGAAGCGGGCAAGGGGUUGUCCUGAUCGUUGUCAUGUGAUCUGUCAUGCCUGCUGCUCCUUUGCAUGCCCCGCCGCAGUCUUCCUCUGCGCUUGGCGAAAGGGCGAGUCUGUUUCUAAUACUGGUUCACUAAGCCGAGGCUUUUCCGGCUCUUUGUUGAGGCGAAGUUUUCGCCUCCGAACGUGGCCUAUAGUCACUCCCUGACUGCGACAGCCGGAAUUAGUGGAAAGCGGCUCCGAGUGGCAAUUCGAUAAGAGGCGCGUAAACAGAAGACGCUCCUCUCCAAAUCCGAACUUCCGAUAAGGACCAGCGACUGCACGGCUCGCCUUGGUCCCUUGCUACGGCCGCGAUUCUAUGGAUACGAGCAUAAGGGAAAGCGGAGAGGGGAAACAGUGCCAAUCCCUGCACACAGCUCGCCUUGCUCCCAUGACAUUGCGGCUGUUUCUCAGCUCCUGACUACGCCGCUGCGCGACUACUUAAUCGACAUGUGGUAUCUUGGUAAGAAAUAGGUAAGUUAUUAUCUCAUAGUGUUGCUUCUGCGUGAGUCUCUACCAAAAAAUAUUAAUGACCUCGAUUUAGCUCUGGAAUAAACUCUUCAAAUAAAAUAUAAAUCAAAGUUCUCGCGUCCCCCCCAGUCCCAAUUCACAGAAAGGGCCUCAAGUUUUCAAAUCCCACAAAUAUGUCUUGUAGUCACACUGCGUGGAAGCUCUAAAACGCCCUUGCUGUAGAUCUUCGAGAUCUUCAUACGGCUUGGGUCUGUCAGCUUCCAUAUAUUAAAAAAAAAAAUUUCAUAGUAUAGCAGGUCGCUGGGGGUCUGUGUGAUUCAGUCACGGACUUCCUGUCUGCUUCUAUUACAGUUGUGAGCGCAAAGUAUGGUUGAAAAAUAUAUAAGUGCCCGGGGAUGAAGAAAUACUCGCGAUGUUUUCGCGGUUCUGACCCUAUGCCGUUCCAGCACCUGCGGAGGCUUGCCUCCAAAGCUACGCUGGACAAUGGCAAUGUCGGUGCGGUUGUUUUAGCAUCACAAAUGUUUCGAUUUUGUCAAUUUCGAUUCUGACACUUCCAUAAGAAUCUGUUCAAGGUCGCUUCGGACAGCAACCUCGCCGAGGGGUACGGCCCGGCGCGGUCGGGGCUGUUUCCCUUCCCCGAAGACGACAACCCGGGCGAUGGUAUGCACUGCCAAAUGCGGUCUUUGUCGGCGGACCAAGCGAACAGUACCGGAGCGCAUAUUGCGAGCAGCUUUGAAACCACCCCUGAGCCGGAGGUGCGGUCGGAAACCAGCGAGGAGCACUUCGCGGCAUUCACGACGGCAGACUGCUCGCAGAACGUGCAGAUGGGAAAGUCCCCGGAGCUGAAUUACAGUUCAGCUGCUAAAGGUGCACGGCGGGGGCCAGGGGGCUCUCCCGGCUGGGUCGCGCAGUGCGAAAAGAACAAGCGUGAAGAAGAAUUCCUUGUUGACGGCAACAACGGCAAGCGACCUGCCUCCGCGGCGGACAACAUUACGACGUCCAACACAGCCGGCCGCGGAGGUUUCGUGCUGAAGAUGUCGAGCGGCUUCUCGUCGAUCCGGGACCGCAAGGGAACUGUCGACACGGAGUUUUCGGCUGGGGACAUGACCCCCAGUUCCGCUUUCCCAAUCCCUCCCGCGUUCAGCUUCCGCAGCGUGUCCAGCCAGAGCGCCGAGGCGGCGUCCGGCAGCCGCGACCCGUUCCCGGACGUCAGCGGUGCUUACCUGUUCCGCUCGGUCACCGACGGGGCGAUGCCCGACGAGAACUCCGCCGUCGCUUUCUGGACCGCCCCCUCGGUCGAGGAACAAAUAACCGCCCGUACCGGCUCGGCCGGCGCGGCUUUCAUGACGCACGCGGUCGCGGCCCGGAGUCGCAAGGCCGCCGCGUCCAGCGCGAAUGCAAACACGGGGAGCGGCUGGAACAACUCUAGUACCAUCGAGGGGGGUAUGGAUUGCAAAUAUCCCUGGAUGUCUGGAAGAAUACGAACUUGUGAUGCGCAUUUUAGAACACAGAACAAUCUCUCAUGCACGGGCAGCAAAAGCUGCCCACUUGCUGUCACCAAAAUGGGGGACUUCUCAUGCGGGUUCGGCAUUGCGGAAGCUUCUCGAAACCUGUGAUGCUAGAGUUUCCAUGCCAGCCCUUCUGUGUCAUGCAAAAACAGCAUGAACCUUCCAGACCCAGACACUUUUGCAUUUGAUAGGGGGUCCUCAGGAUUCAGCUCCCUCUACCGGGAUGAGCAGCGCGCACGGGCUAUCAAAUGCAAAAAUGUCUGGAUCUGGAAGAUUACCAGUUUUGUUAUGCAUAUUUUGAAUGACCCAUGAUGUGUGUGAUGCAUGCCCUAGCGUCACAGAUCUUUAGAGGACUUUGUGAUGCCUCUGCCGCAUGAGAAAUGCCUUCUCCGCGUAGCACAAACUGGAGUCCUCUUGCUAGUUCUGCAAUACCAAUUUUUUCAGAUUCCUGAGACAGCAUUGCAAAUUUAGAAUCUUCCAGACCCAGACAUAUUUGCAUUUGAUACGGACCGUCCAGCGGCCAAUCGGCGUCGAUGUCUUCCAGUGGCCAGUCCAGCAGUAUUACAGUGAAAAGUGCCCCCCACCCCCAAAGUUGCAAAAAUUUGUGAUGCGAAGUUUCCAAAUAAAACCUUUUUGUCAUGCAUGAAAGGAAUAUCAUGAAUCUUUCUGAUGCAGAUUCUAGUGUUGUUUCGCAUCGCUUGCAUGACAAGCACCGCUCUUGCUGGGAUCUUUUGCAAUACAAAUUUUUGCUAUUCACGAUCGGAAAUCUGUGAUGCUGAUACAUGCAAGAGGGCGAAUGUUUCAUUUGGAAAGGUUUGCAAUACAGAUGCUUUCAAGUUCGGGGGUGGGGGCAUUUUUCAUUGUAAUAAGCAGCAGCUCCUGUUCGCAGACCGGAGGUGGCAGUAAAACUACUAUCAAAGCCGGAAUAAAUGACCAGGACCACGAAGAUCAGGGUCGAGGCGGCCUGACGAGGAAAACGAUUGGCAACAACGCCUCGAGCACCUCGACCUUUUCCACAACCGCAGGCUCUCAGUUGACCUCGCGUACGCCAACCGGCGGGUCGUCACAGACGCUGCCGUCAAGCUGCACAGGAUCAUCCGCGGCGACACAGCGGAUGAGCACAGGGAAUCUUCAAAACGGCAGUUCGGUAACUACCUCAGGCUCCAACAACUCGCUCGCGGCCCACGUUAUUCAGGAAAACAACAAGCAAUCGGCUCAUCAAGCCACAUUUCACACAUCGUCUUCGGAGUCCAGUCUAUUUCCGGUGCAUGAAGAGAUGCUGCCGGACAGUAGUUCCUACGCAGUGUACGUGAGCCACGGAGGCUUGUGGUUUUACUGCAAGGAUCACGUCGUCCGACCAACUACAAUCGCCGAAGUCUUGCGUCGGCGCGACGCUGUGCAGGCCUUAGCGUACUUUUUUUGCCGUUUGCUUCGUUGAAAAUAAAUGGUUUGACCCGUCUGACGCUAGGUCGGGUCUAGAUUAUCUGACGCCUGCUGGGAAGUCAGUGAAUUCGUCCAGCUUCCUGAAAUUUCAUCAAAAUGACAACAAGGUAUGUGCACUCUACCUGCGGAUUGUAG
Amoebophrya sp. A120 is the source of this 10421-nucleotide messenger RNA. The record is from the annotation of a GenBank genome assembly. NCBI's taxonomy places the organism in Eukaryota, Dinophyceae, Syndiniales, Amoebophryaceae.